Messenger RNA from Mucor velutinosus, 858 nucleotides. RefSeq lists its product as uncharacterized. The transcript has 6 exons. Gene Ontology annotation, biological process: rRNA processing. NCBI's taxonomy places the organism in Eukaryota, Fungi, Mucoromycota, Mucoromycetes, Mucorales, Mucoraceae. The record is from RefSeq and is a predicted model, not a curated record. Gene Ontology annotation, molecular function: rRNA primary transcript binding; snoRNA binding. Gene Ontology annotation, cellular component: nucleolus; Mpp10 complex; small-subunit processome. The coding region runs from base 1 to 858 and encodes 285 amino acids.
AUGAUCCGCAGAAAUACUCGUCUUCGCAGAGAAUAUCUAUACAAGAAAUCCUUGGAGUCCAAGGAGCGCACCAUCUAUGAUCGCAAGCAAAAGAUCAAAGAGGCCAUUGAACAGGGAAAGGCUGUGCCCACUGAAUUGAGAGAUAUGGAUAAAGCAAGCAAAGAAGAUCUCGGCUACGAUCAAGCACAAGAAGCACCAUCUACUCACGAGGACGAUGAAUAUGCUCGUGGAGGUGUCUACGAUCCCAAGAUUUUGAUUACAACAUCCAGAGAUCCCAGCAGUCGUUUACAGCAAUUUUCAAAGGAAAUGCGUCUUGUAUUCCCCAACUCUCAGCGCAUCAACCGUGGUGGACAUGUGAUGAAGGAAAUUGUGGAUGCUUGUAGAGCCAACGAGGUGACAGAUCUGAUUGUGUUGCACGAACACCGUGGCCAGCCUGAUGGUAUGAUUGUCAGUCAUUUCCCUUACGGUCCUACAGCUUAUUUCUCCUUACACAAUGUGGUGCUUCGUCAUGAUAUCAAGGAUCAAGGCACUGUGUCUGAAGCAUUUCCUCAUUUAAUAUUCGAAAAUUUCAACUCAAAAUUAGGUGCUAGAAUUACAAACAUUUUAAAAUUUUUAUUCCCUGUUCCAAAAGAUGACACAAAGCGUGUGAUGACAUUUUGCAACGAUAACGAUUACAUAUCAUUCAGACAUCAUGUGUAUGUAAAGGCAGCUAAUCAAGUGGAGUUGGCUGAAGUGGGUCCUCGUUUCGAGAUGCGACCAUAUGAAAUCAGACUCGGUACAGUUGAUUUGACAGACGCUGAUGUAGAAUGGCAAUUGGCCUCAUUCACCAGAACCGCAGCCAAAAGAAUGGAACUUUAG